Molecule: messenger RNA, 3384 nt
Organism: Xiphophorus hellerii (green swordtail)
Lineage: Eukaryota; Metazoa; Chordata; Actinopteri; Cyprinodontiformes; Poeciliidae
Gene: sec22c
Product: SEC22 homolog C, vesicle trafficking protein
Exons: 7
Coding region: 275-1189 (304 amino acids)
Biological process (GO): endoplasmic reticulum to Golgi vesicle-mediated transport
Source: RefSeq, a predicted model, not a curated record
UGUGGUGGUUGUUAUCCAGAAACAGAAAUCACGUUAGCUCCCUGGACAAUUUAAAUCAGCCGUCCUACUCGCAUUUGUUUAUAGGUUCUUCAAGCUUGUUUAUAUGAAUUACUAAUUACCCUCGUAGGUUGUUUAUCGGAGGUUGGCUUUUCAGUGAGCAGUGUGAUUGGCUUGUAUGAUGCUAUUGUGAGCUAACUUACAGUAGCAUUGUAACAAGGUGCAGCAUGAACUCCAUAACAAUGAGGCCGCAUAUCCUCCACAGACUCAGGCUAUCAUGUCUCUGAUCCUGUUUGCGUUCGUGGUGCGGGUCAGGGAUGGACUCCCUCUGUCAGCUUCCACCGACUUUGAGCACAAUAAAGAGCUCCAGGAGAGGAAGCAGCAGCUCAGGACCAUCAGCAAGUCUCUGCCCCGUCUCCCUGAGAGGGGCACCGUUAAAGGCCAGAAGCUCAAUAUAUACUUCGUCUCCUCAGAGGGUGUAUCCUACAUGAGCGUGUGCCACAGCAGCCUCCCUGUUGCUAAAGCCUUCUGCUUCCUAGAAGACCUACGUUGGGAGUUCACCGCAUGCUUCAACAGCACCGUCAUUUCCCUGGCAGCCAGGCCAUAUCCAUUUUUGGAAUUUGACACCACUAUUCAAAAACUGAAGCAGCAGUACAACCAGAGUGGUGGUCCUGCUCUGGAGGUGACUCUGGCAGAGGUCCAAGAGGACCUGAGGAUCCGUCCACCUCAACUAAUCAACCUGGAUGAAGUAGAGCUGACCAACGGGACAGCAAAUGGGCACCUAGAACAAGGUGUUUCAUCCACUGGUCUAAAUCAGAGGCUUGAACCAGUGACCACCCCAGGCAUCCUUUCUCUUGUCCUAAAUAUUAUGUGUGCAUCUUUGAAUGUGAUCCGUGGGGUGCACCUCGCAGAGAACACAUUCCAGGAUGACUACGAAGGCAUUUGGAACGUUGCGGCAUUUUUCUUUGCAUUUAUCUGCUGUGCUCUUCAGUGCCACCUCUACCUGUUCCAUUCGUCCCUGAAGAAGCUGAAGUCCUUCCUUCUUUUAGGCGUGAUUGUCCUAUGCAACUUGUACCUGCUCGGCUUGAGGAACAUAUGGCAGCUCCUCUUCCACAUCUCCGUCGCCUCCCUCUCCACCUCGCUCACCCUCACUCGCAGAAUCCAUCAUAGGACCGAUGACUGUGGAGUGUGAGGAGCUCAGAACUGUCCAAUGUGCUGCACCGAGCCAGUAUUCAGACUGAGGAAUAUGUAAACUGCCCACUUCACCAUGUGGAUUUGUUUUAAUAAUAACUUGAAGACAAUAAUGAAUGAAGUUGUGUUGCGGAAGAUCAAAGCAAGCUUGUACAUAGCUUUGUUUUUUAAGGCAAGAAAACAAAGACGAGCAGUCAGUCUGGAAGCUUUCAAAUCAAAAUAAGAAAGAAAAAGACAUUUUCAAGAAAGCCGGAGAUGUUUUUUCAUACAUGGUUUCUCACUAUUUUCUACAUGGAGACCAUUAACCUGUCUCAACAGUGGUGGCUACUUUUUAUCAUAUGACUCAUUUUUACUCGUGUUCUGCUUCCAUUUUUUUCAGCUUUUCCAGGCCUUUCAUUAAUGUCGGAUUAUCGCUUUAAAAAGUUCUCUGACGGUUUGUAAUUAUUGUACUUUUAAGAUAGGAAGGACGUGCUUUUAUGAGUGAAAACAUGUUGCUUUUAUAGUAACAUAAUUUCUUAUUUUAUAGUUUGGAUUAGCAAUAGAUAAAUUGAAGGAUAGCUCUUAGUGCUGCUUGUUAACUCUCUAUGAUCCAGUACGCAUUCAUCCAAAACAAAAGCCUAAAUCAAAGUUCUUUGCAGAAACAUGGCCCGGUUCUUGUUUUAAAAUGUGGCAAAGUUGUUGGGUUCAGCUAUCUUAUUUUACGUUUUCUCAGGCAUGUGCUUAGCUGCUAUAACACUGAAGGGUCUGUUUGACAUUAAAGCUAUUUAUGCUUUCAAUAACCUCUGCUAUCUGCACACAUUUUCUUACACUUCUAAGUAUUUAUUGUAUUAAAUUAGCUAGAGAUGUAUCUUAAGUAGAGAUGAACUGAGAAAUCGGCCAGUGAUUGAAAUCACUUAGUUUUGGCUUGAUCUGCACUGACUGACUGGUCGGUAAGAAACAAUGUACUGAGUGCUACUGAGUCACAGUAACAGCAGUUUUCUGCAUGGAAGCCAUUCCUGUGUGAAGGAAACUCAAAUUAGCUAUUUUACAGAUCAACAAGGUGUUUAAAAAUAAAGUUAGAAGCUAUUUAGAGUGAAGCAUUUCUACGACCACCUAAGAAAUUGCUUAAUUCAGGCUGCAAAAUUGGACUUCAAGCAAAGCCACUUUUGUUAGCAUCUCUGUCUUAUCAUGCAAUAUGUUGAAUUUUAAAUUGUUUGUAUUCUUAUGGAUAUCUCAUAGUUAAGAUAAGGACCUACAUUCCCCAGGGAUAAAACACAAAGACAGCUGUCUGAUUUAUGCUAACAGUACUAAUCAUUCCAAAGUCAAUUGAGUUUUUCCGUAAGCCCGUAUUCACUUGGUGUGACGUAGCCUUUGUGCCUAAUUUAAGUAAGUAAGAAGGAUCCAAAAUCAUAUUUUAAAUGCUUUCCUUCUUAAAUCUUCUUGUAUUUUGGUUCUUAGAUAGAAAUUUUAAUCGACUAAAAUUGAUGUGGGCAGCUCAUAGGUUUACAAAAUCAACUUUAAAAAUUCUGAUCAGGGCAUUUUACAUUUUAGUGUCUUUUUCAACAUAUAAUCAUAUGAAAGCACUGAUUUCAUAAAUACAGUUUGUUUUAAAAAUCUGCACUAUUAUGUAACGAUUGUUUGUCAAGGUUUUAUUACUGAAUGUUUAAAAUUUGGAGUGAAUUUAUAUUUAUUUAAAUUUUUCUAUAUGUUUCUGGAACUCAACACAUCUUCCUUUAAGUUGAAGUUCUCUCAUUUAUGUUUGUGUACAAAUUUCUGAUAGGAAGAUAAAAAAAAGUGUCAUUUAAUAACUCUUCUAAUGAUUGUUUUGUUUUUACAACAACUUUUAGUUGCAAGUUUGAGUCGUACCAAGCAGUGAAAGUUAAUGUUAGUAGCUAUUAGCAUCAUGGUCAAUAGAGAUGUAUGGAAUCUGUCUUUUCCCUAUUAAUUAUUAAGUCAUUGAUAAAUGUAAAAAGUUUCUUUUUUUAAAAUAAAAUUACAAAUAUUUGAAAUGAUCUAAUAGUCAAAAUUAUCGUUAUUCCUCUAUUAUUUCUGUUUUGCUACAGAAUAUGUGUUCUAUUGACUAGAUUUUUUUUCCAUAAUGAUUGUAAACGGAGUUAAAAUUAUGUUUUCUGUCAGUAAUUAAACUGAUUUCCCCACUGCUGAUCCUCAAGUAAUCAAAAAUGAUGAAUAUAAAUAAAUUAAUUUGGAAAUUUGUAA